Messenger RNA from Salpingoeca rosetta, 1137 nucleotides. RefSeq names its product SLOB protein kinase. The record is from RefSeq and is a predicted model, not a curated record. The coding region runs from base 1 to 1137 and encodes 378 amino acids. Gene Ontology annotation, cellular component: early endosome; late endosome; extrinsic component of endosome membrane. Lineage: Eukaryota; Choanoflagellata; Craspedida; Salpingoecidae. The transcript is spliced from 11 exons. Gene Ontology annotation, molecular function: phosphatidylinositol binding; protein kinase activity. Gene Ontology annotation, biological process: protein targeting to lysosome; protein phosphorylation; endosome to lysosome transport.
AUGCGCAACAGCAUGCCUGCGGACGAAGCGUCAGAGCUGUCCUUUCAGUUUGCUGGCUUCGAGCAAGCCAAGGAGGGCCACAUCGUGCGGCACCGCUACAGCGACUUUGCCGCCUUUGCUCAAGAGAUGAGUGCGCUGAGUGGCAUGACGCUGCCGCUUCCUCCAAAGAAGAUGUUCGGCAACACGGACAAGGCGUUCCUCCAGAAGCGCAUGCAAGGCCUCAAACACAUGCUUGAUCUGAUUGCGGCACACCCAAUUCUGCGACUGACACUGCCGUUUAAGCGGUUCCUCGAUCCAGCGACAUAUGGACGGGACUUCCGCAACAGCGCCGAGCGCGGCCUCUUCAUGUUCCUCAGGUCCGAGGCGUCGUGGCGGGUGCUGGAGCAGCUGUACGGUAUUGGGUGGCGCGUCACCAAGAUGCACGCAACCGUCCUCAACCAGGGAUACACCUCCCAGGACCAGAGUGCACCCCAGCUCCUCACAUGGGUGCCCAUCCCAGCCACGUCCUUUGUGCCCACAGAACUCCUCAACAGCGUCCUCAAAUACAUUGCCGGCAUCUCACACCCAUUUAUCGCUGGAGCGUCUCUGGGAUGUGUGCACGGCGCUGAGGAGCCCGGUGCCAUCCUCGUCCGCGCCCUCGCCCCAAAGGGAUCACUUCGCGACCUCAUUGCACGAAACAAAAACCCAAAGCUGCCGUUUGCGCGCAAGUACGUCGGCAAGAAGCCAAAAGGUCUCGAUGUGCGCACCGUUCGGCUCUUUGGCAGACAAAUCCUCGAGGCGCUCAAGUUCCUGCACGACCGCGGGCUGCCGUAUGGGCAUCUGCAUGCAGGCAACGUCCUCGUCAUCUCGGAUCGAUUCUGCCAAAUCACAGACGUCGAAAACGGCGUGCUCGGCCUGCCAUCGUUGUACAGCGGCCACAUUACGGAGCUGAAGAAGAUCUCAACGCUUGAGCUGUGUGACGUCUACUGCUUCGGUCAACUCCUCUACGAGGUCACCGCAUCUGUGUGUGUCUUCGGCUGUGUGGAUGUGAACAUGGCGAAGGCGCAGCAGCAGGUGGGCUUGAUCAUGGCACGCGUCAUGAUGCAAUAUCGACACGUGAACAUGGGACAGCUGCAUUGCAGCGUGCACGCGUACUGA